Molecule: messenger RNA, 564 nt
Organism: Suillus subalutaceus
Lineage: Eukaryota; Fungi; Basidiomycota; Agaricomycetes; Boletales; Suillaceae
Exons: 3
Source: RefSeq, a predicted model, not a curated record
AACCUCUCCCCAAUCCACCACCAGGCCAAGUGGAAGGCCAUGAAUCCCCCUCCAGUCCCAUCCUCCAACCGUGGAAGAGGAAAGUCCAGGCGUUCCAAAGGAGAUGGAGAUACCACUGAGACAAGCAUCAGUUGGCAGGCAGAUGUCCAAUGUACCAACAAGCUGGUCGAUUACCUCGUCAACAAUAUGGCGGAUUGUCGUGUCCUAUUCUCUAGCGAGGGGAAGAAACCUAGUGAUCCUAACAUCGAGGGUCCUCCAUUGGGCAAAGACAAGAAUGCAAUCCAUGCGGUGAUAGCAGAAGUGAUUUUCAGUGGCGAUAAAGUAUAUUCUGGCCAAUAUGCUGCCAAUCGGACCAGGUUCCGUGACUUUGUGUCCAACCGUAUAACAGCUCUCCGGAAUAAAUUCCGUGACUACCGCAACGAGUUUGAAUCGACCGGUGCAGGGAUUGUGCCCCUCGAUGCGGGUACUGCGGAAAAUCUACAUGCCAAAGUCCAGAAAGAAUUCCCCUGGUACGACAAUCUCCAUAAAAUCUGGGGCUCCAACCCAUCAUUCGCUGCCAAAACG